AGGGAGAUGGUUGACAGAGGGUUCAGAGUGAAGUUUGCUGAUAAGCUGGAGCAGAUUUACACCCACCCUUCUACUGAGACCCAUUAUCUUUUCUGAUAUCCCCGAUGAAUCAAUGACAGCGCUAAAGAACUUGUCACUUCAAAGGCAGUGACACAGCGCAUACACAGAGAUGAGUUCCGCUCCAAAUCUCACGGAGUCAGCUCGAAUGGAAAUUAUUUCCCAAGUCAAUGAGGAAAAAUUCCAAAAGCUGAUUCCAACCAUCGUUUUCUGCGUAGUGCUUUCAGUGGUAGGAACUCUGGGAAACUCCGUUGCUAUUUAUAUCUUCAGUGCCAAAAUGACGCGAAACGUGAUGAAUAAUCUGUUUAUCUUUCUCAGCGCUGUGAGUUUAUUUGCCUGUUCUGUUUGCUUGCCUUUAGAAGUUGUUGAUAUUCGGAACUAUUUCCUGUAUCCUUCAUUAGUAUGCUGCAAGAUUACUCGAUUUUUCAACACCUAUGUGUCCAUCUCUUCAAAUCUCACUCUGAUUGUUCUCGCGGUGAUCCGCUACAGAGCGGUCAGUGGAAUGCGCACGUCACAGCCCAGAACACUUCCGGUCAUCGCAGGCAUUUUGCUGUCCACCCUAUCUGCUGCCUGGAUUUCUUUGGUCCUUUUCGGAAUGCGAUCAAGCCCCACCUACAUCCAUGACGUGAAGGGCUUCGACUGUUCUAUCGCCGACGACGCUGCAAACACAGCAUGGCCGAUGAUCUUCAACACCAUUCUGGGCAUAGGCUUCCUGUGUCUGCUGACCAUCACGUCUUUCUGCUACUUCCGGAUCUGGGCGCUGGUCAGACGCAGUCGUGUCAAAGUGGCUGCACACAGAGACAAACAAACAGAGGCGCACAAAGAGACACCUAAUGAGAGCAGAGCUCCGACAGGUGGGCAAGCGUUACAGCAGCCGAUGGCGGCGUUCUCGGGGAAGUCGCAGGAUAGUAACCGUUGUUAUGGCAAUCGUGGUGAGCAGAAGCUUAGACCUGAGGCUUUUGCAUCGACGAUGUUAACGCUGGACGCAUCCAAGGUAGCGGAGGUGGAGAACAAUGUCGUGGACCUUGCCCAUGUCAAUCGUCACACAACUAUUGAUUCUUCCGAAAGAAACCGUUCAAACGAUGAAAAACACCUUCAAGUCCUUGUAUUGGAAAGCGAUGCUGUCUUAGGCGAAGAAAUCGACACUGACGUAUUCAAUAAAACUGCACACAAUACCCAAAUGAUCAAACCAAAUACGUCACAGGAUCUGAACCUCGACCUCCUGGAACUUUCACAAAAGAUGCCUGAGGAGCAAACAACAAGCUCUUAUCAGUCGCCUCCGCACGACUUAGAGUCAGGCGAACGCGUUACACUUCGCUAUGCUCAAAGGGUGGCUGAACAAAGCUCCCAUUCUUUAGCCAACACAUAUUCUCUCUCGCCACCAGGAGACAACAACAAAUCUUGCCAUAUACAAAAGGGAAUUGUGGAACAUUCAGAGUUAGCUUCCAACCCACUCAGUCUCUCGAAUUUGAAUAAUAACUACAGGCUUCGCCUUAAAGAAGACGAGGCUGGGCUAUUUUCUCAGUCUGGUGGCAACGCAGCCUCAGUCGCGAACCCUUUAGACAACAUUGAGCCUAGCAUUGGGCAAGGAGUGGUUGGGGAACUAGGUGAGUUGGGCUACAACGAUCCUAUUCUGUCAGAUCCUAUCCACAACGGUUCCAAUCAGAUUCAAACCCAAACCCAGGAGGUCGCUAGGGCUCAUACCGCACUUUUUCAGAGAUUUGUUCUUUCCGGCGAGAUCGAAAGAUACGGUGUUGAGACGUCCAGGGGCGACAAUUCUAGGAUCGAUAACCCUGAUACAGUCGCAAAUUCAACAGCCAUACAAACAAACGUACAAGCUAAACCUCCCACGGUGAAAAACAAGAAGAAAACAGCGGAGCAGGCUGUGUCCCUCACUGCGUUCAUCCUCACGUUUACUUUCGUUCUUUCCUACACGCCCUACUUCCUCGUGAGCAUUCCUCGCGCGUUCAUCAAGGACGCGGAUUACAAACAAGACGCACUGCAGCUCAAUCUGGUCAACGUGGCUAUCCGGUUUUACUUUGUGACCCCGGCUGUUAACCCACUUAUUUAUUUUGCUUCUAGUUUAGACUUCCGACGGAAGUGCAAAACGUUGUGGUCACGUGAUAAGUCUCCUACCGUAUAAAAGUGCAUGGAAAAAGCGGCUUGAUUUUUAGUGGACUUCUUCUUCUUCUUCUUCUUCUUCUUCUUCUUCUUCUUCUUCUUCUUCUUCUUCUUCUUCUUCUUCUUCUUCUUCUUCUUCUUCUUCAGGGGUCUGGAUGAGACAUUGACGAUUAUUGUACCCCACCCUAUCCUAUUCAUCUGUCUUCUGGAUCGGCUCGGUUUUUCUCGUUUUUCAGUGGUACAGAAUGCUAUUGACAAGCUUGCAGACUGUGGGGGUCUGAUAUUGCGCUCUACAUAGCAUCUUUGACACACCCACACUUGGAAAUGUACUGCUUUGAUUUUAAACUAGAUUGUCAGUGGUUAAGAUCCAAAAUUUUGUUUCUCUUCAGAACAUAUUUGUGAGGCAGCGUGGUGGAAUCAGGCUCUCGUCAA
Messenger RNA from Aplysia californica (California sea hare), 2610 nucleotides. RefSeq lists its product as uncharacterized. Gene Ontology annotation, molecular function: G protein-coupled receptor activity. Gene Ontology annotation, biological process: G protein-coupled receptor signaling pathway. The record is from RefSeq and is a predicted model, not a curated record. Gene Ontology annotation, cellular component: membrane. Lineage: Eukaryota; Metazoa; Mollusca; Gastropoda; Aplysiida; Aplysiidae.